This is a messenger RNA of Kwoniella botswanensis, 1302 nucleotides long. RefSeq lists its product as uncharacterized. Gene Ontology annotation, cellular component: cytosol; phagophore assembly site membrane; fungal-type vacuole membrane. Gene Ontology annotation, molecular function: phosphatidylinositol-3-phosphate binding; protein binding; phosphatidylinositol-3,5-bisphosphate binding. The transcript has 7 exons. The record is from RefSeq and is a predicted model, not a curated record. Gene Ontology annotation, biological process: autophagy of mitochondrion; nucleophagy; protein localization to phagophore assembly site. NCBI's taxonomy places the organism in Eukaryota, Fungi, Basidiomycota, Tremellomycetes, Tremellales, Cryptococcaceae. Bases 1 to 1302 code for a protein of 433 amino acids.
AUGUCUCGUCUAGGUAAACGUCAUCCGGACUUGCUCUGCUGCAACUUCAACCAGGACUUCUCAUGUAUCGCAGUAGGACAUAAGAAGGGAUAUACUAUACUCAACUGUGAUCCAUUUGGGAAAGUGCAUUCCAAAAAUGACCAGGGUGCUACCGGUAUCGUGGAGAUGCUGUUCUGCACAUCGUUAGUCGCCUUGGUCGGAGCAGCAGACACUCAACCUUCGAAUAGUCCAAGGAAAUUACAAAUCGUUAAUACCAAGCGUCAAUCGACUAUCUGCGAGCUCAUCUUUCCGACAUCCGUCCUUGCCGUCAAGAUGAACAGGAAGAGAUUAAUAGUGGUAUUGGAGAAUGAGAUCUACAUUUACGAUAUAUCGACCAUGAAGCUGUUACAUACCAUAGAGACUGGUCCUAAUCCAAACGCCGUCUGUGCGCUCUCCUCCUCAUCCGAACACUCCUACCUAGCCUAUCCCUCACCAGCACCUUCAGCAUCCUCCGCUCCACUCUCAUCCAAUGCAGUACCCGCAGCUCCUCCAGCGCCUACCACAGGAGAUGUCCUUCUCUUCGACACCAUAACCCUGUCGGCGCUCAACGUUAUCCAAGCUCAUAAAACACCUAUUGCCGCUCUUGCCCUGAACUCAACCGGUACCAUGUUAGCUACAGCUUCAGAUAAAGGGACAGUCGUACGAGUGUUUUCUGUACCGGAUGCCAAGAAGCUAUGGCAAUUCCGCAGAGGUACCCAGAGCGCUAAGAUAUAUAGCAUGAACUUCAACCUGGCAAGUUCCUUGUUAGCCGUAUCAUCCGAUUCCUCGACUAUACAUAUAUACAAAUUGGCCAAUAACUCGAAAGGAUCAUCAGGAAUAACAAACUCGAGUAAUCAGAAUCCAGAUAUACCUGAACAUGUUGAUGGAGCUAGAUCACCUACACCUUCUGACGCGCCAUCGAACUCCCCUCCUCUCUCAUCAGCCAAAUUAAGUGAUAAUCACAGUGCGACAUCCUCCCUGCGAAGGAGAUCCUACCAUAUUGGUAAAUCCUUCGUAGGGGGUGUAGGUGGAUAUUUACCUAGAAGUGUAUCGGAGAUGUGGGAACCUCAAAGAGAUUUCGCUUUUAUCAAAUUGAGAGGGAAUGGUGCGAGAACUGUUGUAGCCAUGAGCGGGACUGUCCCCCAAGUGAUGGUGAUAUCUGCGGAUGGGUUGUUCCAAGCGUACAAUAUUGAUUUGGAAAAUGGAGGAGAAUGUACGUUGAUGAAGGAGUUUGCAUUGCUUGGCUCCGAAGAUUCAGUGGGUAACGCUUCACUGGGUAUGUGA